AAAAAAUGUGAAGUGUCUUACCGAGUAUUGAUGACAAUUUUCGUUCAUAACAACUUAGUCUGAAACUAAAAUAAAUCACAUAUUCUGAAAGCUCUUGACCAGUUCUACAAUUCUGACUUAAAAAUAAUUGAGAAAAAAACGGAAACUGACAGAAAAAAAAGAUUUUCUUUCUGCAGGCGGCGCUAAAAUCCAGGUUUUUGAGACUGUGGCUGCAGUUUCUUUGGAACUAAAAGCGCUAGAGCCUUGGUUUUUUCACAAGUGAAUGACCAAACAUAGACAAGUAGAACAAAAUCAAAAACCAAAAUCGGUUCAGUGGAAGUUGAUUUAUAGCCGGUGCACUCUUUCGGAUACAGCGGUACAAUGAUUGUGCUCUUCGCUCGUAUAUUUAAACCAAUGAGUAUAACCAUCUUUCCAUGUGAGGAAAAACGUGUAGAAAAAUUUGCUCAUGAUUGUAGAUUACAUUUAUAUCCAGUAUCCGUAUUUCAUUGAUAAUUGAAAAAUAGCAACAAAAAAACGUAUUAUGCUAUAAAAUUGAUCUUAUUUUGUUUGUUGAGAGUAAAAAAGAAAUUAUCAAACUAAUGAUCUAGAUCAGAUUUGUUAUAAGUUGUCUCUUUUUGUUGUUUUCUAGGGUCUUUGGCUUCGAAUUGAAGAUGCUGAAGUAUUUUUUUAUAGUUUAAGUCGUAUAAAUUCAGAUCAUCGUUUUCAAGUGGAAAAACGUGCUAGUAUAAAAAUUUUAUCAUCACCAUCAACAUGGUCAUCUAAAUUUAAUCAACAUCAAAAUCAAAUUCAAGAAGUCAUUACAUAUAUUUUAACAAUUGAUGAUGUAAAUCAUUUAGAUGAAGGCAAUUAUUCUUGCCAAGUUGAUAAUCGUAUAAUAAAAUUAUAUCAAUUGAAUGUUGUUGAACAUCCACGUUUUGUUACAAAUGAUUAUAGUUCUACAACCACUUAUCGUACUCAAAUGGGUAAAAAUGUCACGCUAUCGUGUAGAGCACAAGGCAAACCGUUACCAUUAAUUACAUGGAUUAAAAAAGCAGAUAUUCAAAAAUCAAUUAAUAUUAACUGUACAUCUCCUUGUUUAAUCAAUAUUGUCAAUGCUACUAAGUUUGAUGCUGGGGUGUAUGAAUGUAUUGCAGCAAAUUUUAUCCGAAGUGUUGUACGAAUAUAUGAACUUGAUGUACAAUAUCCGCCAGAUGUGAGUUCAACACAAUUAAAAGUACAUCGUUUUCCAGAUGAUUCAGUGACAUUUGUGUGUUUUGUUGACUCUAAUCCCGAUCCAAAUAUUAGAUGGUUUCAUAUCCCGAUUGAUUCGAAUAACAAUCGUAUAGAUUUGACAGCUUAUCAUCAACAACAACACUAUAAUUCUAAUGAAUGGUCAAUUGUAGAAGAAAAACUAAAUAGUACAAGAUGGAAAACUGUACUCUAUAUCAAACAUGUACCAAAACGGUUUCUUAAUACAGAAUUUAUUUGUUACGCAAAAAACAAAUUAGGUGACAGUAAAUAUUCAAUUCAUUUAGCAGAAAAUCUUCGACGAACAGAUAAUCAUGUCAAAAAACAUCGGAUUACUACAACGUCAAGUUUAAUAGCAUCAAAAGAUGAUGAAUAUUUAUCACUCAAGCUAUUAUCCGACUAUAAAGACGUCAAAUUUAGACGUAUGGAUUCAUCACGAAAAAAAGCUCAUCAUCGUAGGUUAUAUGUACAAUUAUUUUACUAA
This is a messenger RNA of Didymodactylos carnosus, 1711 nucleotides long. Lineage: Eukaryota; Metazoa; Rotifera; Eurotatoria; Philodinida; Philodinidae. The record is from the annotation of a GenBank genome assembly.